Cadophora gregata is the source of this 1230-nucleotide messenger RNA. RefSeq lists its product as uncharacterized. Bases 69 to 920 code for a protein of 283 amino acids. Lineage: Eukaryota; Fungi; Ascomycota; Leotiomycetes; Helotiales; Ploettnerulaceae. The transcript is spliced from 3 exons. The record is from RefSeq and is a predicted model, not a curated record.
CAAAAACAUCUACGCGGACUGUGAGCUCGUACUUUCUAUAUUACUCGCAACUCGAAAAUUCCGUGACGAUGGACAAAACCGUGAGUUCAAAGUCCAAAGUCAGAGACACACUGGCGAGCUCAAUGCUCUCAACGGCUGUGCGAGAGAAGUCUGUCUCCGCAGACAUCCAAGUCCCCCUGAGUUCCAAUAGCACAGCCGAUAGUCAACAAGCUUCUACCUCAACCUCUGCCGGUCCAAUCGAGGCAUUCCCUCUCUUUCCAAAACUUCCGCUCGACAUUCGAUUCAUGAUUUACGACCUACUCAUCUCAAAUCCUCGAGUCAUCAAAAUUCGUAGCGGUUCCCUCUUUCGCGGCCGUCGUGGAACUUAUAUGUUAGCAGUGAAAGGUUCAGCCCCUCCCAUUAUACAAGUCAACACAGAGGCUCGAACUCUGGGCCGAAAGAAGCUGGACCAGCCUUUCAUCCAAACCCUAGGUUGCUGUGUCUAUGUCAACUUUGAAACUGACCUCCUCUACUUCGAUGAGCCAAUGGACACUCUGUUCUGGAAUAUGGCGGAUAAACUGACAACAGAAGAUGACGAGCAAGCACUUUUGCAAAUUCUCUCUUCCAAGUUGCGAUAUUGCGUGUUCCGAAUGCCUACGACAUGGCCUCCUCAACACUUGGAUAAGUUCAAGAGCCUCCAAAUUAUGAUACUUGAUACGCCGUCUCGUGUCGUCCAUAAAGAUUACAUCCAUUCUCUGAGGAAUGCCAAGGCUCGCAUCAACAAGUUGAUGUGCGAUCAGAAGGAGGCUAGUGGGGGCAAAAACACCCUGGCUGUACGUCUUACAUCUGCAAGGUUUAUCAAAAAUACACUUUCACCAAAUUGGUCAACCAUUGUCGACCUUGAGAUUCUUGAGCAGCACUGUGCGAAUUUGCGUCGUUAACGCUCUAGUUCAGACGUGAACUCUUACGGUAUUCAUUCUCUGUUGACUGACGAAAUAGCGAGAAUCUCAAGAGCUUGAUUGGGAGGAGAUUCUUUCUGUGUUUGUUGGAAAGUGGCAGGCUCUCAGAAUGGUAAUAUAACCGAGGUAUCGUGAGAAUUGAGAUAGACGUGGACACUGGCCGGGAAAGAUUCUCAGAUUUGCAGUGUGGGCUUUACUUAAACAGAACUCAUCAACCAAAGCCUCACCAACCCAUGCUUAUGGUAGUUCUCCUGUAUUGAUUAUUCUCUCGGCUUUCUCUUCCAUAUUAGCG